AUGGGCGAUGAUUAUGAAAUUUUGGAUCCAAUUAAACCUGAGGCAAAGCAAAAUGAGGAUGCUCCUUCAACAGUUAUAUCCAGCAUAAAACAGCCUGCUCCUGAUGUUGCCACUGGCCUAGAGAGUAAGAACAAGAAAAAAGGCGGAGGUAUUUUUGGGUGGAAACAUAAAAAUGAUGAAAAAGAACAAAAACAAAAAGAUGGCGGUGAUGGAUCUGAAUAUGUUUAUGGUAAUUUCUAA
Cercopithifilaria johnstoni is the source of this 240-nucleotide messenger RNA. The record is from the annotation of a GenBank genome assembly. NCBI's taxonomy places the organism in Eukaryota, Metazoa, Nematoda, Chromadorea, Rhabditida, Onchocercidae.